AUGUAUUUCUCUGUAUGUCUAGUAAUUUGUUUCGCUGUACCCGGCGGAUGCGAGAUAAAUAUUAGUGCUUGGGAGUGGGAGGCGGAACCUCACGAGCGCAUCGUGGCACGUUAUUUCCUCAGAAGACAGGGGUGCAGCGUCAGUGACUGCGCGUACACACAAGACGCGUCGCGCCUGGCGGACGCGGAUGCCGUGCUCGUGGUACUGGACGCCAGCGGGGACACUCCUCCCACUCGCGCUGCAGCUCGACACCCGCGCCAGCGCUGGGUGUUCGCGGCCACGGGCUCUCCUUUACACACUAUCCCCUCCAGUAUGAUCGCCGGGUUGGCCGGUCUAUUUAACUGGUCUAUGACUUACAGAAGCGACGCUGACGUCCCGAUCCCGUACGGGCGAACCUUGGCGCUCGUAGCACCACCACCAGUCACCUCGUCAUCAGUCAGCCUGCCCGCGCUGGUGCCGCACUGGCGGCGCAAGCGGCGCGACGUGCUGGCGGCGGCGCUGCUCUCCAACUGCCGCGCGCGCGACCGCAUGCGCGCCCUGAACGCGCUGCAGAGAUACAUGCGUCUGCACUACUAUGGAAAUUGUUUCUACCGCCGACCUAGCCAGGAGUUCCACGCGUGGCGGCGUCACUUCGUAGUAUCGGUCGAGGACGCGUGGGAGGGCGCGCGCGGCCGCCUGUGCCGCCUGUGCGAGGCGCUCCAAUACAACGCGCGCCAGCCCAGGCUCUACGACGAGGAUGACCUCAGGCGCUUCCUGGACCCUCACGUACGUAUUAUAUGUUCGAAAUGGGAAUCUCGCGAGAAAUGUGACGAAAACGUCGUGGCCACAGCCUCCCUGCUGGCAAUAUCGGGCCGCACCUGA
Chilo suppressalis (striped riceborer) is the source of this 861-nucleotide messenger RNA. Lineage: Eukaryota; Metazoa; Arthropoda; Insecta; Lepidoptera; Crambidae. The record is from the annotation of a GenBank genome assembly.